Thunnus maccoyii (southern bluefin tuna) is the source of this 3202-nucleotide messenger RNA. Its product is annotated as myosin light chain kinase, smooth muscle-like. The transcript has 18 exons. The coding region runs from base 34 to 2793 and encodes 919 amino acids. Lineage: Eukaryota; Metazoa; Chordata; Actinopteri; Scombriformes; Scombridae. Gene Ontology annotation, molecular function: ATP binding; protein kinase activity; protein binding. The record is from RefSeq and is a predicted model, not a curated record. Gene Ontology annotation, biological process: protein phosphorylation.
UUUAAUUAUGCUCUGAGAAGAGAAGCAGUCUUUAUGAAGGGUGCCACCAGGAUGGACAAGGAUGGUAGGAAGCCAAAGACCUAUGUGUCCACUUUCCAGCUGGCCCUCAAGCCUCAAGCCAGACCUUUCUGUGUGGGGAACGGACUGGAUACCACUGACAGGACAGUGAUGAGAAACAGCAAACUAGGAGACUCAUCUGCAAAAGAUGCCAGGCAGACACCUAUGCAGGUCCUGGAAGCACCUCGUUUCAAAGAAACACUCAGGGACUGUACAGUCCGCGAAGGAAAUGAUGCUACUCUUCAAGGUGUUAUCACAGGAUGUCGGCCUCUGAGGGCUUCCUGGCUACACAAUGGUGAGAGGGUGCAUUCAAGUAAGACUUCCUUCAAAAAUGGUGUUGCCAGUCUAUCUCUGACUCAGUGUUCACCUGGAGAUGCUGGGACGUAUACCUGCACAGCUGAGAAUACUGCUGGCAAACAGUCAAGCAGUGCUGAGUUACACAUCAUAGCUACAAAGGAAAUCCCAAGAAUAACUAACCAUGAGGUGCUCGGUGAGGUCACACUGAAGGCGGCGUCACCCAAAAAGAACACUGAAUUGUCCUCAGCUUCUAAAGAGGAAAGUCAACACAAAACAGGAAAAGAUAAAGUGCAAUUCAUUGGCUGUCUUUUGGGUGCAUUGUUUGCCACUACAACCAAACAUGACUGCUCACAUGUGAUUGGUUGGAUACCUAUUUAUCUGCCUAUUGUAGAGCAUGCCUGUAAAUCCACCCACUUCUUUGCAGUCUCCACAGGUAUCAGAGAUCUUGACCUCCAAACAAAAGUCUCCAGUAGAAAAGGACCUCCUGUGGAGUUUCUACACCCACCAGACCAGGUGGAGGUUCGAGUGGGAAAGCAGGCCCGGCUACACUGUGAGUUCAGGUGCAGCUCUGUGCCUGUGGCUUGCUGCUGGAUUUACAACAGAGACAAGGUGGUAGUAGGAGGGCCGAGGAUAUCUGUCAGGAGCAGUGACACAAAGAGCAGUGUGGAGAUCUCUCAGGCCUGUCCAGAUGAUAAAGGCUCCUACACUGUCAUAGUGAAAAACCGAGAAGGCUCUGCCCAACAUACAGUCUCCCUCAGUGUCAUAGACCGGCCUGACCCACCAGCAUCCAGCCCUGUUGUGUCCCAGCUGUCCACUCAGUCCCUGGUCCUGUCCUGGACAGGUCCCAGCUACGACGGAGGCACAGCUGUGUUGGGUUACAUCGUGGAGGUCAGGCAAGAAGGCCCUGAAAAGUCCAGGAGCUGGACUGAAGUAGUACGCCGCUGUAAGAACACAUCUUACCAGGUCUGCUCAGGCCUGAAGCCUCAGGGGCAGUACCGCUUCCGUGUCCGAGCCUACAACACUGCAGGAGUUAGUGAACCAAGCCAGGAGUCCGACUGUGUCAAGAUGGAGACUAAAAAAGAAGAAGAAAAAAAGGAAAAGCCCGAGUCAUACGUCACAGUGACCAUUGACACCAAACAUAAGAUCAAGGACCACUACAAUGUACAUGAGAAGCUGGGAGUGGGGAAGUUUGGCCAGGUGUUCCGGCUGUCCCACAAAGAGACGGGCAAGGAGUGCGCAGGGAAGUUCUACCGAGCCCGGACCUCCAAGGAGAAGUCGGAGGCCCGCAGGGAGAUGGAACUGAUGAACUGUCUCCACCACCCAAAAGUGGUCCAGUGUCUGGCCGCCUAUGACACACGCUCAGAGAUGGUCUUGGUCAUGGAGUAUAUUGCCGGUGGGGAGCUCUUUGAACGCAUCUUGGAUGACAACUUUGAGCACACAGAGCCGACCAGUGCCCGAUACAUGCAGCAGAUCCUGGAGGGCAUGCAGUUCGUUCACAAGCUGAACAUCGUCCACCUGGACCUCAAGCCAGAGAACAUCGUCUGUGUGGACACUACCGGUACGCGGAUCAAGAUCAUUGACUUUGGCUUGGCCAAUAAACUAGAGGAGGGUAAACCUCUGAUGGUGAUGCACGGUACACCGGAGUUUGUGGCUCCCGAGGUGAUCAGCUAUGAGCCUGUGGGCCUAGAGACGGACAUGUGGAGCAUUGGAGUCAUCUGUUUCAUCUUGCUCAGUGGAGAAUCCCCCUUCCAGGGAAAUAGUGAUGCUGAGACUUUGUCUCUUGUGACUGCCGCCCGUUUUGAGUUUGACCCAGAGAGUUUUGAGGACAUCUCUGAUCAAGCAAAGGACUUUAUCAGCUCUCUAUUGAAGAAAGACCGGAGAUGCAGACUGUCAUGUGACGGGGCCCUCGCCCACCCCUGGAUGGUCUCUUUUACCCCUCUGAACCGCAGGCCCACCAAGUCCCUCAAUAAGGAGAAGAUGAGACGUUUUCUGGCCAAGCGGAAGUGGAAGAAAACUGGCAAGGCUGUCUUGGCCCUACAGCGGAUGGCUAACCUCUCCAACAGGCCAGACUCUCCUGGCAGCUCCUCAGAGGAGCCAGGCUGGAGCCAAGAGGCAGAGAAGGCCAUCCAGUCACUGGAUAAGCAGCUUCAGAGUGAACCUCGCUUCCAGAAGCCCCUGAAGGACACCACCCUUCCCAAAGGAGCAACAGCUCAUCUAACAUGCCUUGUCAAUGGCUUCCCACAGCCAGAGGUAAAGUGGCUUCAGAAUCAGAAGCUGGUGUCUGAGUCAUCCAGAGUGACCACGAAGUUCCAGGAUGAUGGACUCUGCUCUCUGGUUCUGGUUGAUUUAGAGCCUCGUGAUUCUGGGGUUUAUGUGUGCAAGGCCAGCAACAAGCUGGGGGAAGCGAUGUGCUCUGCCAAACUGAAAGUGGAGAUAUGACCAAGGAUAAAACCACCUCAACAACUUGGGAUUUCCUUCAUUUGGACAGGAACUUUUCAGAUGUAGACUGAUUGAAAUGGUUUGAAACCUGGAUGAUGGACAGUUAUUCACUGCCACACAAAAGGCUUCUUACACAUAAUUUCAAGGCAAAAAUGGUGUGUUGUGGUGUUACAUAUGUUAACGGGCAAAGACCCCUACGAAGUUUUACAAAUCACCAUUUGGUACAUUUACUAUCUUUAAUGUGUGGUUAACACAUUCAACUAAUGCACAAGGUUUUGUUAGGUUGUAUAUUGCUACUCAUGGUGCACCACGGCAUUGCUCACAAGAACACCAUGUGAAAAUUUGUACAUUUUUGCACAUUUAAAUAUUGUUCAAUGUAAAUAAAAAUUAAAGGCUGAAUUUUACAGGA